AGACAGACGUUCAAAAUUACCAAAAUGUGCCUGAAAUGCCAAGUUCUUCGAGUAAAAUGUCUGCACAUUUCUGGAACGAUGCUGAAAUAAUCCUGUACAUAAUCAUUGCCGUCUUGGUCGUGGACAAUCUUUGGGCUGUCUACUUGCAGAUACGCGAGAUAAUCGCUGUGCAUGAGGUGGAUCAGGUGCCGCCAGUCAUAAGUCCCUAUCUGCCGCAGGAUUUGUUCAACAAAAUGCGCACCUACAAGAUACACAAGUGCUGGUUCACCGUGAUCAAUACGCUGCUCAUUGUGGUCUUUAGUGGCAUUCUGGAGCUGUUCUUUGGCUUUUAUCCUUGGCUCUGGGACGUGGCCACCAAAUGCUCCCUGGCCAAGUGGAUGGAGCAUGAGGCAUGCGUCUCCAUAUUCUUUGUGCUGCUGCUGUCCCUCUACAUUACCCUCAAGGCCUGCCCGGGCAUGCUCUACGAGAAGUUGUUCAUUAAGGCCCUGCAGGAGCGAAAGCAUCCGCCGUGGCUGCGUCGCAUUUGCCGUGAGAUCAUCGACACCAUUCUGGCCGUGAUCUUCAUGAGUCUGACGGUGGUCUCGCUGGUGUUCAUGGUGCUCUGGCUGAAGGAGUACACCGCUGUGGGUCUGUACGUGCAAUCACUAUUGCUCACGUUGCUGCUCAUCCUGCUGGUGCCCUUCCUCAUCGAUCCGUUUGUGGGCAAGCGAGUGCCGCUGGAAAACGCAAACUUGCGCUCCGACCUCGAGCAUCUCACGGACAUUGUGGACUUUCCCAUGCGGCAGGUGCACAUUAUCCGUGUCAACGAUCCGAAUACGCCCAGCAAUGCCUUCUUCUACGGCAGCUGCUGCCUGAAGCGGAUCGUGAUCUUUGACACUCUGCUGCUGAACAGGGGACACAAGGAUUUGUCCACGCUGUCACCCGAGGAGGUGGGCAAGGGUCUGCGUGACUCGCAGGUGGUGGCCGUUGUGGCCCACGAGCUGGGCCACUGGGUGCACGGGCAUUUCUACAAGGCGAUCUUCAUGUUUCAGUUCCACAUGAUCCUCAUGAUGUGCCUCUUUCACGUGCUCUUCACCCAUGGCCCCAUCUAUGAGGCCGUGGGCUUUGAGGCGGGUCUACAGCCCAUUGUGGUGGGCUUUCUCAUCGUUUUCGGCUUCGUGUUGACGCCCUACUUGACGAUGUCCAACUUUUGCAUGCUCUCGGCAACGCGGCACUUCGAGUACCAAGCGGACAGCUUCGCCUGGGAGAUGGGCUUCUCGAAGGAUCUGCGCCAGGCGCUGCUCAAGCUGUACGCGGACAAUCUGGCCUUUCCCAUCUCGGAUCCAUGCUACUCCAGCUGGAAUCACACGCAUCCCACGAUGCUCGAUCGACUCAAUCGACUGGAGAAGCUGCAGCAAAGACUGGACUCGAAUGGAACUUAGACGUUUCCCCACCCAGUAGGUUCUGAUUUAAUAAUAAUAACAAUACAAUAAACCAA
Messenger RNA from Drosophila guanche, 1477 nucleotides. RefSeq names its product CAAX prenyl protease 1 homolog (gene ste24b). Gene Ontology annotation, molecular function: metalloendopeptidase activity. The transcript has 2 exons. Bases 36 to 1421 code for a protein of 461 amino acids. Lineage: Eukaryota; Metazoa; Arthropoda; Insecta; Diptera; Drosophilidae. Gene Ontology annotation, biological process: CAAX-box protein processing. The record is from RefSeq and is a predicted model, not a curated record. Gene Ontology annotation, cellular component: endoplasmic reticulum membrane.